Oppiella nova is the source of this 307-nucleotide messenger RNA. The record is from the annotation of a GenBank genome assembly. NCBI's taxonomy places the organism in Eukaryota, Metazoa, Arthropoda, Arachnida, Sarcoptiformes, Oppiidae.
GCAAAAGUACUUCAUUUUGUUCUUGUAAAGUUACAAUCUGUUAUAAAUUAAUCAAGUUAAAAUGAAGUUAUUAAUAAUAUUGGUCGUAAUAUUUAGCUAUAGUUAUGCGGCAAAUGUGAACACAACGGUUCGUCUGAAUAGCGGGUAUGACUGCCCGAUCGUAGGCUUAGGAACGGGUGGAUACAGAAGUGGUGGUCCGCCACAGGAUAAGGUUGUCAUUCAGAUGGUUCACGACGCCACUGAUGUCGGCUACAAACACAUUGAUACGGCCAGCGCCUACCUCAACGAGAAAGCCGUUGGACAGGCA